AUGGGCCAGCUUCAAGAUGAUCUUACUGAACUCAAGAAUUGCUAUAAUGAAGGAUUAAUAACUUCAGAGGAGUAUACUAUGGCCCGUAGGAAGAGACUUGACAUCGAUAUAGAUGAUAAAGCAUGGUGGGAAAAACUUCUCAAGCGUGUAACAUCUCUUGGCCAUACUGCUGUAAUAGUCCUGAUUACUUCCAUCGUCGGUCUUUAUGAAAGUCGUGGUUUGAUCAAAAAUUAA
Messenger RNA from Acaulospora morrowiae, 234 nucleotides. Lineage: Eukaryota; Fungi; Glomeromycota; Glomeromycetes; Diversisporales; Acaulosporaceae. The record is from the annotation of a GenBank genome assembly.